Nelumbo nucifera (sacred lotus) is the source of this 2048-nucleotide messenger RNA. RefSeq names its product transcription repressor MYB5-like. NCBI's taxonomy places the organism in Eukaryota, Viridiplantae, Streptophyta, Magnoliopsida, Proteales, Nelumbonaceae. The record is from RefSeq and is a predicted model, not a curated record.
GAACCCGUUGUUUGAAAGAAAACAGCCUGUGCUAUUCGAGGUGCAAUCAUCAAGACGGGGACCCAUCAUGUGAACUCAAUUUGGCUAGAAAUUGUGCCACGACCCACGACGCCUAACAUACAAAAAAAGAGGCCGUCCAAGGAGAGAAUGAAUCUGUGUAUUGGGCUCCAUAGUCCAUACAUACUUCACAGAUCGGAUCUUGAUGCCAUUAACGAUUCUCUAUUUGCUUGAAAGUCACUGAGAGAAGAUCUGGUCAACGGUCAGCAGGAGUCCACAGAUCGGAUGGCCUGGGAAAGGAGGCUGUUGACUCACAGCACAGAUUGUCUUUUGACAACUUUCGUGCUGUCUCUAAACCACGAUCGACAGAUCAGCGGYUCACAUGGUUAAGUACGACAGAUCGACCAUAAAACACUAUUCAGGCUCCCACAUCUUACAAAAUCGAGUUGGGAUCUCAAUCCAACGGCUUUUACAGGAGUCAAGUGGCGAAAAAGGUCCAGCUGAUCUCUUGUACUCAAAUCCUGAUACUAAACUGGGAGGGGAUCGGGAGAACAACCCAAUACCCUUGGAUGAUGGGAAUCUCUCGUAGGACCCGAAGAACCCACAAUUAGUUAUUUAGUUUGAUGGGAUGCAAAGCAGAUUAUCAUUUCUUCCAGUGAUUCCUUCCUUUUUUAUCGUUCAGGUUUGGCACAAAGAAGAGGCACGUGCAGAGAGAGAUAACAUUGUAUUUCUGCGCUGUAAACUAGUACUGACUCACUGUCUGUAUCAUAUGGUGGGUCCCACAUAUUUCUGGUUUCUCUCUGUUUUCUCCACCUCACUUCCUCAUCCAUUUACGUCCACCUGCACUCGCGAAAGCCGUAUAAAAAGGAAGGAAACCAAAUCCACAUGAGAAAAAGGGAAGAGGCAUACAGAGAGAAGUAGAGAGAUAAGAAAAGAGAUGAGGAAUCCGAGUUCGUCGGCGGCGGUGGCGGCGGCAUCGUCGAGCACGAGUAAGACGCCGUGUUGCAGCAAGGUGGGUCUGAAGAGAGGGCCGUGGACGCCGGAGGAGGACGAGCUUUUGGCCAGUUACAUAAAGAGAGAAGGCGAGGGGCGGUGGCGGACGCUGCCGAAGCGGGCGGGGCUGCUUCGUUGUGGCAAAAGCUGCCGGCUCCGGUGGAUGAAUUAUCUCCGACCCUCCGUUAAGCGAGGCCAGAUCGCACCUGACGAGGAAGAUCUCAUCCUGCGUCUGCACCGUCUCCUUGGCAACAGAUGGUCUUUGAUUGCUGGGAGGAUCCCAGGAAGAACGGACAACGAGAUCAAGAACUACUGGAAUACUCAUCUCAGUAAGAAGUUGAUCAACCAAGGAAUAGAUCCCAGGACGCACAAGCCAUUGAACCCUAACCCUAAUUCCUCGGAGGAGAAUGUCCACGCUGCUCCUCCUGCACCAAAACUUCAACCUCACCCUAACCCUAAUCCCGUACCACGGCUCUGCAGUGGUGCAACCACGCCUUACAAGGGUAAGGAAUGCUUCAGAGAGAUGAGUCUGGAUCAGGACCAAAGUCGGGAAGUGGGCAAAGACGAAGAAAACUGGCAGAAUUCUGAUGGCUUCAUAAUCGGCAACAACCACGGAGAGGAUAAUAUCGAUUGCUGCACUGAUGAAGUCUUCUCUUCCUUCUUGAAUUCAUUAAUAAACGAGGACAUGUUCGGGAACCAACAACAACACCAGCAGCAUCAGCAGCUGCAACCUAACCAUCAUCUGAUUGCACCUCCUGAUCAUCUAGUCUCUUCUGCACAGGCUUUCGGCUAUGGUGCAAUCUGGGAAUCUCCACUCACAUCCUCCACAGCUGCUUUUAGCCAAGACGAGCAUAAGCGGUUUGUAGAUCACGUCGAUAAGCGCCUAUGAAUCAGUUGUCUACACUCAGCAAGAACCUGCUCUGAGAGUGAAUAGAUCAAGAUCAAAUCAAACUGUUUGAUGAUUGCUAUUUCAUGUAUCUUAUAUGUAUUAAUGUUGUUGUAUCUGUUAUUGUUGUUUCUAAGAAGCUGAAGAUUGAACAACUGCUUUGAAAUUUGGA